This is a messenger RNA of Propithecus coquereli (Coquerel's sifaka), 1338 nucleotides long. RefSeq names its product PC-esterase domain containing 1B (gene PCED1B). The record is from RefSeq and is a predicted model, not a curated record. The coding region runs from base 1 to 1338 and encodes 445 amino acids. Lineage: Eukaryota; Metazoa; Chordata; Mammalia; Primates; Indriidae. The transcript has a single exon.
AUGGUCUACCUAAAGUCCUCUGAGGUACAGCAGCUGCUCCACAACAAGUUCGUGGUCAUCUUGGGGGACUCCGUGCAAAGGUCCGUGUACAAGGACCUGGUGCUCCUGCUGCAGAAAGACUGCCUGCUCACCACCAGCCAGCUCAAGGCAAAAGGGGAGCUAAGUUUUGAACAGGAUACGCUGAGGGAGGGAGGUCAGCUGGACCAGAUGCACAAUGGCACCAGCUACCGCGAGGUCCGUGAGUUCCGCUCCGGCCACCAUCUGGCGCGUUUCUACUUCCUCACGCGCGUGUACUCCGAGUACCUCGAGAGCAUCUUGGAAGAGCUGCAAUCGGGUGAGCACGCCCCCGAUGUGGUCAUCAUGAACUCCUGCCUCUGGGACAUCUCUAGGUAUGGUCAGGACUCCUGGAGGAGCUACCUGGAGAACCUGGAGAACCUGUUCCGGCGCAUGGGCCAAGUGCUGCCUAAGUCUUGCCUCCUGGUGUGGAGCACGACCAUGCCUGUGGGCGAGAAAAUUACCGGGGCUUUCCUUCUGCCUGAGCACCAGACCUUGGCCACCUCCCUGAAAGCCAGCGUGGUCGAAGCCAACUUCCACAGCUCUGUAGAGGCGAAGAAACACAACUUCGAUGUGCUAGACUUGCAUUUCCACUUCCGGCACGCUAGGGAGCAUCUGCAGCCAGACGGGGUGCACUGGAACCAACAUGCGCACCGCCACCUCUCCCAGCUGCUGCUGGCCCACUUGGCUGACGCCUGGGGUGUGGAGCUGCCCAACCGCCCGCCCGCGGGCAAGUGGAUCAAGCAGGCUGUGAAGAAACAGCCUGGUCAGAGAGUUGAAGCUCAGUCCCAGGCCAGCAGAGAUCGCUUGGCCUUUCGGUCGUCCCCCCUCUUGCCUGCUCCCGAAAGACGCACCCUGCUCCAGAGCCCACCGCAGCGCCUUCCCCUACCCCUACCCCUACCUCUACCCCUACCCCUACCCCUAACCCCGCCCCGGCUCCUGCCCCCACAGCCUCCUCCCCUCCCCCUUCACCAGGGGAUGCUCCAGGUCCCGCAUUGUCCCCCAAAUGCCUAUUUUUCCUCCGACCAUACUUUCCAGUCGGAUCAGUUCUGUUUCCAUUCGGAUGUCCUCUCAUCUGCACAAACAGGAUUUUCCUUUGAAGCCAACUUUAUGCUUGAUCCCGGGCCACCUAUGCCCCACUUCCCCCCACCCUGUCACCGGCAGCCAGCCCCUGUGGUCCAUAGAGGUUUUCAGCGGUGCCUUCCCUCUGGCCCCUAUGUUCCCUGGGGACAGCGGCCUAGACCUUCAAAGAGAAGGGGCCCUAGCCUACGCAGGCCUCAGUAG